AUGAAAAUAGCAGACUUAAUUGGGCACAGCAGUAGAAAUUUAAGGGUUGGCCACCUCUCUAUUUACGCCACUCUGAAUUGGGCAUGGAAAACAGCACUCUCUUCGGUAAACGACGGUUCGGCAUACGCAACACAUGUCCCAACCAAUGCAGCUUCUGGUGCUGGAAACAGUCUUCAAGUAGCACCACCAGCCACCCUGUGGGCGGUCUUGGACGACCUCUUCAACAUCAGGCAGCCAACUCUGCUCCAGUUGGAGAGGUUCAGGGAGCGAAAACAGUUACCCGGCGAGUCCGUGGACCAAUUUUUGGGGGCCCUCAGGGAUCUCGCAACAAGAGUUUACGCGGUGGAAGACCGAACAAAGGUCGAGGCUGAGCUACUACAACAGUUCAUCCUGGGGGUAUCUCACCUUGGCCUGAAGGCAGAACUUAUCCGCCGUUCCCCGGAUAAUAUACGUGACGCGAUCCAACUCGCCCGCAGCUAUGAGGCAACGUCAGAGUUGGAACCACAACUCCAUGCCGUGAAAAUAACGGCCGACCCCCGUCCCCGUCAGCUACUACCUGGUACCACGGACGAGGUACCACGGGCCCUGGACAGGGAAGAGUAUCCCGCUUGUACGCCCCCCUAA
This is a messenger RNA of Opisthorchis viverrini, 624 nucleotides long. RefSeq lists its product as hypothetical. The record is from RefSeq and is a predicted model, not a curated record. NCBI's taxonomy places the organism in Eukaryota, Metazoa, Platyhelminthes, Trematoda, Opisthorchiida, Opisthorchiidae. Bases 1 to 624 code for a protein of 207 amino acids. The transcript is spliced from 4 exons.